AUGUCGGACAACCAGCCGUGGGAACCGCUCGGCAUGCUGGACUUCUUCGUCCUGGGUAUGGUUUCCACCUUCCAGCUCGUGGCGCUGGGCGUUUGUGCCCACCUCGUCAAGUGGCGGAAGUGGCCCCCCUACCUCACCAAGAACGUCGACGUCGUCAUCAUCUCGACUUUCGCGGGCAUUCUCUGGACAGCCACGAAGGCGAUCGAAGUGGGGUUUGUUCGGAGGAGGGCGGGCGACCUGUUGGCCGCCUGCGACUUUGAGGUGGGGCGCUCUCGUGCGAGACACUCCCCCAAAGCUCGCUUCAUGAACAUCACCAUAACCUUACGUUCUCUGGUUACACCCUGA
Molecule: messenger RNA, 345 nt
Organism: Ectocarpus siliculosus
Lineage: Eukaryota; Phaeophyceae; Ectocarpales; Ectocarpaceae
Source: the annotation of a GenBank genome assembly